Molecule: messenger RNA, 3413 nt
Organism: Dermatophagoides pteronyssinus (European house dust mite)
Lineage: Eukaryota; Metazoa; Arthropoda; Arachnida; Sarcoptiformes; Pyroglyphidae
Cellular component (GO): plasma membrane; gap junction
Molecular function (GO): gap junction channel activity
Source: RefSeq, a predicted model, not a curated record
CGUUUACGUAAAUUUGCCGCCACGGCCUUGUUUAACGAUAAAUCGGAUAAAACCGGCGGAAUAACCGGCAACACGAUUGAGGAUUCAUCAUCAUCAUCAUCUUUACCAUCAUCAUCACCAUCACCAUCAUCGUCAUCAGUCAUCGAUCCAAAUCACCAUCAACAUCACCAUCAUCAUCAAUAUCAUCAACAUCGAUCACAACAUCUUCAAUCAUCAUCAUCAAUAUUACCGGCUACGUUUGCCACUACUACCGCCGGCGUUUCCUCGUCUAAUACUACUGCUACUAUUGCUACGAUCACUGCCGAUGUUGUUGUCCCAUCACCAUCAUCAUCAUCGAUAUUGACAACAAUUAUCUCUCACACAGCUACUGAAAUUAAUCAACAACCAGCACCGGAAGAUUAUUUUGAAUCACUUCCACCACCACCACCAUUAUUUUCAACAAUAACAUCAUCAUCAUCGACUGAAGAAAUUAUUGUUAUUCUUGACGAUAAUCAAAGUGAACAACAACAACAACAACAACCGCAAACAGAAAAACAACAAGAAUUGACAACAUUUCAAAAUAAAAUUCGAUGUUCAAAAUCAUCGGCAUUAUCAUCAUCAUCAUCAUCGUGUGAUAGUAGCCAUAAUAGUGUAUUAAUCGGUGAAAGUAAUCCAAGUUCGGUUUCAACACAACAAAUACGGCUUUCAAGCCGAUCAUCAACAUCAUUAUCAUUGGCAAGUAAUCCGGCUAGUAUUCAUAGUAAUUCAAGUGGAAGUAGUAGCGGCAGUAGUAGUGGUAAAAGUCAAAAUAGUAGUAACAGUUGUUGUACUGAAUGCGGAUGUGGAUCAUCAUCAUCAUCGGUAUAUCAUCGGGCUACUACAAGUGACCAUCAUCAACAUCAUCAUCAUCAUUAUCAUCACCAUCGUCUAAAUCAUCAUCAUCAUCAUAAUCGUCAUCGAUUACAUCGAUCAUCAUUAACAAAUAUUGGUGAACAAGAUCCAUGUUUUACAAGUAGUACAAGUAAUCUAUUAUCAUUACAACAACAACGAAAAAAUAAAUCAUCAAAUCAACCAUCAACAUCAACGAAAAAAUCAUCAACAACAUUAUUAUCGAUUGAUGAAAAUCAAUCAAAAACAUUAACACAACGACGAUCAUCAACCGCAUCGACAAAUUUUCCAACAACAUUUUUAUCAGCAAGUUUAGCUAUACGGCAAUUUUUUUCUAAAUUUGGACAAAAAUCAUCAGCUCAUCAUUGUGAUCAUCAUCAUCAUCAAGUUGCGUCAACUUUGACGCAAUUACCGCAACCACCACCACCACCAUCAAUUCAAGUUGAUAAUUUGGAAAAUACUAUUUCAACAACACCAUCACCAAAUUUAUUAUUAAUAAAUUCACCAAAAUCGCAAUCACAAUCGCAAUCAUCUUGUUAUUCACAUAAUACAACUGUUGUAACAGCAACAGCUGUUAAUCAUCCAUUACGUUCAUCAUCGGAUUUAAUUUCACAACAACAAUCGCAACAACAACAACAAUAUUCAACAACAACAAUUAGAUUUCAUCCAGAAUCAUUAAUUUAUAAUCAUCGUUCAACAAGAUUAUCAAGAUCUUAUCAUCAUUAUAAUCAUCAAUUACGUCGUUAUAGUCAACGUUUAUUUCAACAACAAAACGUAACAUUUGCUAAUAAUCAACAACAACAACAUUAUUAUCAAUCAUCAACAAAAACAUCAACAACAACAACAAAUAAUAAUAAUAAUAAUCAUCCGAAUAAUAAUCAACAAUCAACAACAUCAUCAUUAUUAUUACCGGUCCUGGAUUUACACAGGGGCGUCUCGGCCGUAGCGAGCUCAAGACACGAGCCAAAUACGAUGUCUUUCCUUUUCCGCUUAGUGCAAUUUCACGAUUUAAUUGGCGGAAUACAUGUUCCGGUCGAUGAUGGUGUAGAUAAAUUAAACCGGAAAUAUACAUUACUUGUCUUCCUAUUUUUAGCAUUACCAAUAUUUACAAAACAAUAUAUUGGUGAUCCAAUUGAAUGUUUUACACCAACAUAUUUUACUGAACCACAAGCACGUUAUGUUAAUUCUUAUUGUUGGACAGCAUCAACAUAUUAUCUUGUUGCAGCUGAAGCUGAUGAAGAUGAUUAUGAAAGUUUUACUGGUCAGGAUCCACCAGAUCCAAGAGUAUUACCCGAAGAGCUUGAUUAUGGUGGUUUUGAUGUUGCAUCAACUGGUCCAGAACGUUUGAAACGUGUUCGUGUUGGUUAUUAUCAAUGGGCACCAUUAAUAUUAUUAGUACAAGGAUGUUGUUUUUAUGUACCAUUUUUAGUUUGGAAUAGUUGUGCACAUAAUGCCGGUGUUAAACUAAGACGUUUAUUAAAAAAAGCAUCCGAUAUUGCAUCACUGCCACCUGGUUGUCAACAACGUGAAGCAUUAUUAGCUGAAUUUGUUGAUCAAUUUCAUACAUUGGUUACUGGUGAAGCUGGUUGGUGUACAGAUCCAAGUUGUCGAUUACCAUUAUCGUGCCGUUGUUGUAUUGGUGGUCCAAGCCGUUAUCUGUGCCUACUAUAUCUAUUGGUUAAGAGCCUUUAUGUGCUCAAUGUUGCCCUACAAUUUAUAUUACUUGGUUCAUUUAUGGGUAGAGGUUUUCUUCGUCAUGGUUUAGAAUUAAUGAGAAGAUUUAUUGUUGAAGGUGAUUGGUGGGCAUCACCAAGAUUUCCAUUACAGACCUUGUGCCAAGUAAGAGCCGCUAUACAAGGCGGUUUACGUACAUAUACAUGUCAAUGUGUAUUACCUAUCAAUGUAUUUAAUGAAAAAAUAUUUUCCGUUGUUUGGUUCUAUCUUGCAUUUUUAAUGCCUUUGAAUGUUGCCUCAUUAUUAUUUUGGUUAUGGCGUACAUUCCGUUGUAAUCGUCUUGCCUAUGUUCGUUUAUGUUUAUGGCGUACAAGGCUAGUGUCCAUGGCUGAAGUUGGUCGUCUUGCACGUAAAAUUUCAACCAAUUAUUUAGGUUGGGAUGGCGUUUUUGUCUUACGUAUCAUUGAACACAAUCAUGGUUCCAUUAUGGCAACAUUGAUUGUUUCAAGACUUUGGGAAUUUUAUGCCAAUCAAAUGAAAAUGCAAGAAGAUGGUGGUGGAGGUACAGGUACGGCAAAUGGAUCGGAUGCUGAAGUCGGAUCAGUAGCAUCAGUUGGUGCACCACCAUCUACCUCAUGGCAUUCAUGUCAUGCAGCCGCUUGUCAUGCAACCGGUCAUCAUCAUCAAACAUCAGCAUCGGCUGCAGCAGCAGCAGCCGCAGCAGCUGCUGCUGCUGCGGCUGGCUAUGCUGCACCACCAACACCAGUAUCAGGACCACCACAUUCACAUCAUCAACAUCAAUUAACAUCAACGAAUCCAAGAAAAAACAUUCCACCAAAUGGUUUUUGGAAAUGACCACAACAAAACAAAAA